CCUAACACUCGGAGUCAGUGAUGAAACUCGAACUUUAACCAUUUCUCUAAACUCGUCGGAACGCUUGAAAUUGAGCGUGCGAUUUUAGUGCUAAAGAUUAGGAAGCGUGACAGAAAUAUAAGGUCAAUAAUCAAUCACAGACUGCUAUGAAAUAUAAGGUUCGAUUCGCUAUUACAGGAGCUGCGAAGCUGGGUUUAGGUGUCAACGCCGCAAAUGGGCCAGCGUAGAAGGGCGACCAAGAAACCAGCCCAACCAACAAACCAUUCUCCGUCUGGUCUGGUCUGGUCUCUCUCGGUACGGCACCCAUUUGCGAGCCGAGCCUGCCACGUGCCUCCCACCAGCAUACCUAUUUUACCAGCCCCCUGCCGCCGCAGUCCCUGCCAGUCCAAACUCCAAAGCCAUCUCGAUCCUCGAGUCCCCACCUCCCACCUCACCUCCUCCUCCGCCGCCGCCACCCACCUCACCACUACGGUACGGUGGCGCUCCCUCCUCUUCCCCUUAGAUCUGUUCCGUCGAGCGCCUCCUCUUCAUGACAUAAGGCGCCGAGUCCAGUUUGUGAGAAUCCAACGAGAGUGUUGCCGUGGCCGUCGCAUCACGGGGCCCCAAAAUGAUGGUCAAGGUGGUGGAGGACCCCGCGCCGGAGCUGCUGCCGAAUGCAGAGGCGGAGGAGGAGGACUCCCCGCCGCUGUCGCUCAGCGACGACGAGGACGAGGAGGAGGAGGAGGAGGAGGAGACCGACAGCGAGGGGGAUGGAACCGGAGGCGGCGCGCCCCCGCUGAAGAAGGGGCCCUGGACGCCCGAGGAGGACAAGCGCCUGAAAGAGUACGUGGAGGCACACGGCGAAGGGAACUGGAAUCAGGUGCAGAGGAACGCGGGGCUCAACCGCUGCGGCAAGAGCUGCCGCCUCCGCUGGGCAAACCACCUCAGGCCCGACCUCAAGAAGGGACCCUUCGACGACCAAGAGGUGGAGAAGAUCAUCCAGCUCCACUGGAACUGGGGGAACAGAUGGGCCAAGAUGGCUGCCUGCUUGCCAGGUCGCACGGAUAAUGAAAUUAAAAACUUUUGGAAUACAAGAUUGAAGAGGCACCAGCGAGCUAAUUUGCCGAUCUACCCUCAACAUUUGGGUUCUCGGGUUUCAAAUCAAGAUAUGAACUGUUACAUGCCUGACAAGUCAUGUGGCAAGAAAAUAUCAAACGAGUUCCCACAGAAAACUAACCUUGAUUUUAAUGAACUUAUGACGUUUAAGCACAUUAACUAUGAAGAGCAUUUGGGCAGCCCCCCUAUGAUUCCAAUGAACCCUCUGAAACACCAUGCAUCUACUGUCGGUAUAGUAUCAGACUACAAUGGCAGUUUAACAUGUGUACAAAUUCCUGAUGAGCCUGAGAAAAAGACCGGUUGUUCCACUGAUUUCAACUAUGGAACGACAGAGUCUCAGCUGUCACCUCUUGGUAGUGCCAUUGUCAGUGGCCAUCCAAUAGUAAAUGGCAACCCCUAUCCUUCUGGGACCAUACAGAGGUCCCUGAAGAUGGAGCUCCCUUCAUUCCAAUGUUCCAACUAUGUCCCUGAAGAUACAGACCUUAGUAAUGCCUGGUUGCGUACAUGCCCCUCGGGUUUUCCUAUUGAACAGGCUGACACCUUUAUUGAAUCUUUAAACCCCUCGGGUUUUCCUAAUGAACAGGCUGACACCAUUAUUGAAUCUCCAGAGUUUGUGUCGCUGAAAUCAGAAUUCAUCUCUUUGCAAAACACUGGUCUGGAUGCAAUAGUUCACAUGGGUGAUGGACUAGGCAACCCUACAAAGUCUCAAGGAGUUUGUGAAGUGUUGGUUCCUCCUCUUUCAUACAUUCAAGUUUCACCUUCAGAAUCACCUUCGAGGCAUUCUUCCUCUUAUUUGCUUGGUGGUUAUGAACUAGAUGGUUGUCCUCUCGAUGAAAUUCAAGCUUCAGAAUCACCUUCGAGUUCUAAUGCUAUUUUCGCCUCCAGCAAAUAUUAUCCAGAUACAAGAUUUUCUGAUAAGGAUCCCUCAUCUUUAGCAGAUAUGGUCAUGCUUGAUGCAUCACUUGAAGCAAGUUUGUUGAAUGAAGAGGCUAAUCUGUCAAACGCAGAUCAUGGGCUUGAUUCAAUCACCUGGGAAAGCAUGCCGAGUGCUAACAUGCCUGACUCUCCAAAUCCAUGACCGUUCCUUAUUGGGCAGUCAGGGCUUCACCACUCGACAUGUUAGGAACUAAAGAACAAUCUUUUGCAACAACCAUGAUUUUGUCUAGAUGGUCACAUAAACCCAUGGCGAAAAAACUGGAUCCUCGUCCUGCUACCGUUUUAUUUGAAGGUUAUGCUAGUCUUAGGUUCUUUGAUUCUUUCCUUAAAAGACCGUUAGUCAUUUGGUUUGGUGUGUUGCGACGUUUGAACUCUGUACGAAUUGCAUUGUUUGUGGUGGACUUAUUUCGUUCAUUUGUUUAAUGUAAGGAUUGCUUGGGACUA
Molecule: messenger RNA, 2475 nt
Organism: Phragmites australis (common reed)
Lineage: Eukaryota; Viridiplantae; Streptophyta; Magnoliopsida; Poales; Poaceae
Product: transcription factor GAMYB-like
Exons: 4
Coding region: 608-2173 (521 amino acids)
Source: RefSeq, a predicted model, not a curated record